CUCACCAACCAAAUCCACGCAGAAAGUCUCAUAUCUACAAUGAAGACGUAAAUACAGUCAAUGAAAUAGUUAUUGUGCUAACUCAUUGCGCUUCUUUUUGCGCGGUAACGCUAACUCUUUAAACGAAUGGUUUGGAGCGAACGCUGCAACAGAGAGCAACAUUGCAUUGCUAUCAACAUGCUGCAAACAGGAAAUCGGGUACUUUAAACGAUGAUUUUGUUAUGCAACACAUUACCUAUGUAAGACUUAUUCCGCUUAAUUGAAUAAACACUACAAACAACAUGCUAGCUUAGGUCGAUGUCUUUAACUACGCCCCAGAAUGUUAGUCAAUAACUAUGUAUGAGCGUAAAAACAAGCGCAAAUAAGAGAAACGUCCGAAAUGUCGUCGGACAAGUUGACAUGGACGCUGACUGGAGCUACCGUCGCCGGUGUUUUAGCGGUGUAUGUUCCGUGUGCUCCGCGGACUGUGCCCGGUGGAGACUCAGGAGAGUUGCUGACUGCUGCCUGUGAGCUGGGGGUGGCUCAUCCUCCAGGAUACCCCCUCUUCACCAUGCUCUCUUCUCUGAUGCUCUCGCUGCUUCCUCUCAGUUCUCCGGCACACAGUAUCAAUGUCUUGUGCACUGUCUUUGGGGCCGGGGCAAGCGGGGCCCUCUGCUUUACUGUCUGCAGGGUGUCAGGGCCCGGUCCAGGGGCUGUCCUGGCAGGUGGAGUGUUUGCAGUGUCCAGGCUGGUAUGGCAGUGGUCAGUCAUGGCUGAGGUCUUCUCCCUGAAUAACUUGUUUGUGGGCGUCCUGUUCACCCUCUCUGCAUGUUUCCACUGUGCAGAAAGUGUUCAUCAGAAGAAGAAGUUUGCUCUGUGGGGGGCGCUGUGCUGUGGUUUGAGCCUGUGUAAUCAACAUACACUAUUCUUAUAUGUUGCUGUCAUAAUUCCCUGGGCGAUCCUGCACCUCUACACUCAUAAUGGAUUGUCCUUCUAUGGUCUGUUGUCUCUGGGGACGUGUUUUCUGGCUGGCUUUGUGCCCUACAUCUACCUGCCCAUUUCCUCCUAUCUGAACCGAGCUCGCUGGAGCUGGGGAGACCAGACGUCACUUAGUGGUCUGCUCACACACCUGCUCAGAGCUGAAUACGGCACCUUCAGUCUGGCAAAAACAGAAGAAAGCGUGGACUUCAUUCAGAUGUUACAGGCUCAGUGGAAUCACUGCAUGAAUGAUCUGUCUACUCCAGUGCUGGUGUUGGCGGUGCUGAGCGUUCUCUUCUCUCUGAGGAACAGGGGGCGCUUUAUUUUUGUGUGGUUGAUACUCAUCAUGAUGAGCAUCUACUCUAUGUUUUUUGCCUGGAGAGCGAAUCUGGAUAUUGAGAAGCCACUGCUACUGGGGGUGGUGGAGCGGUUCUGGCUGCAGGCUGAUGCAGGGGUGUGUGUGCUUGCUGGUCUGGGUCUAAGCUGGACUUUGUGUUGGCUGAACAGGCGCCUGGGCUGGGGUGCGGUGUGGAACACGGGAGCCUGGAUUCUCACUGUGGGCCUCAUAUCACACUUGAUCAAUUUAAACCAUAGAGAGUGUGAUCAAAGCAGGAAUGACGUUGUGGACCGGUUUGCUCGUGAGGUUGUGUUCUCAUUACCGGAAGGCUCGUUGGUGCUGACGCGAGGUGAUCUCCCUGGCAACACGCUGCGCUACCUUCACUACUGCCAGGGGCUCCGGCCAGACCUCAGCCUAGUCGACCAGGAGAUGAUGACGUAUGGCUGGUAUGUGGCGAAACUCCAGAAACAUCUACACAGAGUGAAGUUUCCUGGAAGUCGGUGGGAUCCUGUCGACAGUGCGGAAAAGAAAACCUUCAGUGUUGAACAGUUUCUCAAGCACAAUAUGCACAGGCCUGUGUUUGUGUGUAUCGGCCUAAACGAGGGCGACCCCAGCUGGGAGAGGAGCUUCUCUCGUUGGCCCUGGGGCGUGUGUGAACAGCUGGUACCUGUGAAGACACCUUUUGAACCUGAGAAAUGGGCCCAGCGCACACGUAACCUCUACAACUGGAGCCAGCCACACGACAGCUUCCAUCCUGGUUCCUGGGAGAGAGUCGCCAAUGAUGAGAUGUGGCAGGCCAAGAUGAAAACAGCCUUCUUUCUGUUUGAUCUUGCUGAGAGGAUGGAGGGAGAAGCGCAGACUCGUCUAUAUGAGAUUUCUUACAAUCUGUAUUGUCAAAUAGUGGACGCCCAGGUGGACUAUCCAGCCAACUGGGAUAAGAACCUGGCUUUAGCUGCCGAGCGUUUGCUGCGCUCAGGUGGCGGAAGUUCCAGUCCAGACACCCUCCUGAGUCGCAGCAUCCUUCACUUCACCCGCUACAUUCAGAGAGAACCGACCGAUCCCCAGAGAAAAGCCAUCCGCUCCACCAUCUCACACCUCAGGAAAGAGAGAGACAGACUCAGAGGCAGACAAAAGAGAUGAAAUGACAGAGAGAACAACUUUUGUACAGGGACAGGCAGGACACAGAGGCAAAAGAGCAGGUAACUGAUAUAGAGAGAAUGGGGUAUGCAGAGUUUAACAUGCGUUGUACAGGGACAGAGGGAACAAGUUCUCUUAUAGUUAAACAGACUUGAAAAUAUGGGAAAAUAUGAGUAUAUGAGUGUGACUUUGACGUCAGUUAUACAAAAAUCAGGGCUCCUUUUUCAUAAAGUACUUUUAGAUUUAUGUUAUUUUUUAUGUUUUUUACAAGACCUGAAACCUAUUGAAAAUAAGCACACUCUCCUAAACCGAACCUGAUUUAACAAUAUUUGUGUGUUUGUUUCAAAUAAAAUAAAUAGAAAUGUUCCACUUUCAA
Messenger RNA from Triplophysa dalaica, 2807 nucleotides. RefSeq names its product transmembrane protein 260 (gene tmem260). The coding region runs from base 380 to 2434 and encodes 684 amino acids. Lineage: Eukaryota; Metazoa; Chordata; Actinopteri; Cypriniformes; Nemacheilidae. The record is from RefSeq and is a predicted model, not a curated record. The transcript is spliced from 16 exons.